Messenger RNA from Blastomyces dermatitidis ER-3, 2772 nucleotides. RefSeq lists its product as uncharacterized. NCBI's taxonomy places the organism in Eukaryota, Fungi, Ascomycota, Eurotiomycetes, Onygenales, Ajellomycetaceae. The coding region runs from base 265 to 1416 and encodes 383 amino acids. The transcript has 2 exons. The record is from RefSeq and is a predicted model, not a curated record.
UUUUAGCAGACACUGUACAUACAUAAGACCGCGACGACGACGUGGGAAAGAAACUCAGCACCAUUUCUUCAUCAGCCAGUUUCUGUUAACUAUUCGGCACGCGGAAUUGACACCAAUUUGUAUCCAAAAUAUUGAGGCUUCUUCAUGAGCUUUUGAAAGCGCAUUGGUAACGAGCAACAAAACCGUUGAUGAGACGAAUUCCACACGAUCUCCAAUUAUACAGACAGACAUAAUUCGCUUGCGGCCCUCCCCAUCAUAACCAGCAUGUUCUCUCCGUCGCGAUUUCCAGCCUUCGUACAGACAUGUCCCGUCAAGUCAUUGCGAUGGCUGCGGCUAUUCACAUCUACUCCAUCUCAGAGGAACGGAGGCAGACUUGAAAUGCCACCGAGUAAAAACAGAGAAAAAGGGGACGGAGCAAGCGCAAAGGCCACAAACACGACCGACAAAAGCAGCCGGCUGCGAUUUGACCCCGAAAGAAUAUCCCUGGAGCACGCCGAUUUACUCAAAAUCUUUGGGCUGGCUGAAGUUCCCGAAUCGAAUAACACUGGCGCUAUCAUCGACAAGCUAGGGCGAAUAACGAUUACCUCUGAAGAAGCAAGCCAGCAAAAACAUACUACGGCCCUCGUGCUCUAUCGCGCCCCGGCCUGUCUUGACGAGCGAGACUUCAUGUCAGUAUUAGGCCAGGGGAAAUUUCUCAACCAAUGGAGAAAUACAAGAGGCCUUGAGAGAAUAAUUCCCCUCCGCUUCCCUGAUACCCUACGACGAUCUAAUACGUGGAUCCUGAUAUUCUAUAGCCCUGCAGCAGCGAAAGAAUUCCAGGACAAAGUGUAUCGCCUCUUUGAAUUUGCCCGGGACAAUCUCCCAACCUCCACCAUGUCCAGCAUUACGCCACCACCAAACUACACCGCCGACAUUGCGGGCGAUUAUAGACUGAGCGAUUACACCCUCACAUCGCCGUGGCUGAAACUUUCUCUCGCCGCAUAUCUGGCACCUUUUGAUCAGAAGAUCCAAGGCGCAAUUGACUUGCACAAUAGACUAGUAUCCCGACAUGGAAAGCAGGGAUUCCCCGUUCGAAUAUGGAUCGACAAUCAGAGCCACUUCACUCUUAAACAGGAAGACCUCCGUCGACUCCUGUUGUGGGAUGGGCAGAACAGGUGGUCACCUUGGCAAAUAGUCGAAGAGGACCCUAUAACGCCGCUGACGGAACCGCUUUCCAACGAAAUGUUAUCCUCCGGCGAGGAGGAGUUGACUGAAGGAGAUUGCUGGCGCGUUGCGUUUCAGACUGCCGCGGAGGCACGGCGAUUUGUCAGAGCGUGGCAUAGGAGCGUGUUCCCUAAACUGGACGGGUUGCCGUUCUACCCCGAUCCUCCGCCUUUAAUAAAGGCCGAGUGUCUCUUUGAAAGCGAAAUCUGUUGAGGUUGAGCCGGGUAUCUACGUAAAACCAGUCGAAACAACUGCUCGAGUGGCAUAGUCUACAUAUCCAGUGAAGCUAUCAGUGCCUUAAAACAUGUUUGUUUAUUAAGCCAAAUACUACACAUGCGAUAUCACCCAUGGGGAUAAAGCCGCCUGAAAUCGCCAGGCCUGGGCAGUUUCAUCAAAACAACCAUACGGUUUCAAUAUGGAUUGCACAAGUUAUCGUGAUUCAAUACAGCUCACUUGGUUAUUCUGGAUGGAAAGAUAUAUUUGUGCGAAAUAAACGAAUGCAAAAUGAAAUGACGCCUUCUAGGAAACAAAGCAUAGGCAAGCAAACAAGGACGAACAGGUGGAAGCGGGAAUGGAAUCAUUAUCAAGUGGACGAAAAAUCAAUAAGGCAAGAAAUAAAAUAUAGGAACAAAAGAGAUUGGGUCGACUGGGGAUACAUACUAAGAUGAAGGGAUCUGGGGACGCCACAUUAACAGGGUUGGUAACUAAAAGUAGGAGAUCUUUGGGGUAAAAAGUCCAUCUCCAUCUAGAUAGUACAAGGAAUGCCGCCUGUUCGCAUAAACAAAGGAAAUAAAAAGAAAACGUGAAGAAAAGGGGGAGAAGAAAAAGAAAAAAGAAAGCAAUCCUAACAACAUUUACCUCCAAGGUUGCCUUGCCCGGCUCCUUGAUGGUCUAUUGUAACGCCCUGGGAGCCGGCUUGUUCGGAUUUGUUUGUGUCCAUAACCUUCUUUAUGUCAGAAGCUAGAGUGUAGAAUGCCUUUUCAACGUUGAUGUUAUUCUUCGCUGAGACUUCAAGGAAGGGGAUUCCCAGUUCGUUGGCUAGUUGCUGGCCCUGCUCUGUUGAUACGGCUCUCUUCUCUUCCCAGUCGCAUUUAUUGCCGAUAAGCAUCUUAUGUACUCCUUCGCUUGCAUGUUGUUCGACAUUCGAAAACCACGUCCGGAUGUCUUUUUUCAAGGUAAAAGAAAAUGAGAAGGUUAGCGUGACAGCCUCUUUUGCUAUUUCAUUUCUCUAUGGCCGCAACCGCAACGCACAAAGAUCGGAGAAACUCACUGUUGAAAGACCGCUCAUCGGUCACAUCGUAAACAAGAAGUAUUCCCAUGGCACCUCGGUAGUAUGCGGUGGUAAUGGUCCUGAAUCUUUCCUGGCCAGCCGUAUCCCAUAUCUGUAGCUUUACACGUUUCCCGUCUAGUUCUAUCGUUCUGAUUUUGAAGUCGAUUCCGAUCGUCGUAAUGAAAGAUGGGGUAAAUGAAUCCUCGCUAAACCGCAACAAGCAACAUGACUUGCCUACGCCCGAAUCGCCGAUGAGAAGGAGUUUGAUCUAAUUCGGUUCCGAAACAAAACGUCAGCAG